UCUGGCGGCUCCGCUCCUUCUUCCCAUCGGCCUCGGCUUGCGGGCCUUUCAAACAUGGAGGAGCGGGAGCGGGGGGCGAGGUCGGCUCUCGCCGGGAGCCCCGCGCGCCCGCCCAGCCCGCGGCUGGAUGUCAGCUCUGACAGCUUCGACCCUUUGCUGGCCCUGUACGCGCCCCGCCUGCCGCCCAUCCCCUACCCCAACGCACCCUGCUUCAACAACCUGGCCGAGUACGAGAGCUUCCUCAGGACCGGGGUUCGGGGCGGCGGGCGCGGGCGGGCGCGGGGUGCGGCCGCGGGCUCAAGGGUCCCCGUCGCCGGGCUCUCAGCCAGAACCCGUCGUCGCCAGGACGCCCCCGCUCCAGACCCUGAGCGAAUCCAGCGCCUCCGCCGCCUCAUGGUGGCCAAGGAGGAAGGGGACGGGGCCGCCGGGACGCGCCGGCGGGGUCCGGGUCGGAGCAGGAAGGCGCCGCGCAACGUGCUCACGCGAAUGCCCUUGCAUGAAGGCAGCCCUCUGGGUGAGCUCCAUCGUUGUAUCCGGGAGGGAGUGAAGGUGAAUGUUCACAUCCGCACUUUCAAGGGGCUUCGGGGCGUCUGUACAGGCUUUCUCGUCGCAUUUGACAAGUUCUGGAAUAUGGCACUUACUGAUGUGGAUGAGACCUACCGAAAACCUGUUCUAGGCAAAGCGUAUGAGCGGGAUUCUUCAUUGACUCUCACUAGGCUGUUUGAUCGUCUAAAACUUCAAGAUUCCUCCAGAAAGGAAGCAGAUUCUAAGUCUGCAGUUGAAGACUCCACUCUGUCCAGAUAUUCCCAGACAUCUACUUGGAAGAUGGCUUCAGUGUGGGGAAGAGAAGAUACUGACCGGGGCUCACGCAGGCGCUCCCGCUCCGUCCCUUCUUCCCUGCAGGCGUCUGCAAGGGAGGAGUCCAGGUCAGAGAUGUCAGGGAGGACUACACGGACAGAAGGGUCAAGUGCAGGAGGUACCUUUUCCAGGGCUACCACCCUUUCCAGGGGCCAGCCCCGUAAGAAAAAGCGAAAGCCCAAAGUGGAUUACCAGCAGGUAUUCACUCGACACAUAAAUCAGAUUUUCAUUAGAGGCGAGAAUGUCCUCCUGGUUCAUCUUGCACAGUGACCAGCUUGGCCUCACUGGAGCUUUGGUUUUUAGAAAUAAAAUGCAUGAAUUGCUGCUAUGCUGUAUAAUAGUAUCCCAGUGAAACUCUGAGUUGGAAUGAUUCCCUCUGGUCCUGCAUGUGCAGAGCAUAGAGCCAAGCUCCAGCCCUCUGGAAGAUGAGCUCCCUCAAGGGGACACAGGCCUUAGGAGGGUGGGUAUUUGCAUUAAUAUCAAGUCAGAAGCUGUACAGAGGAAACAACAUGCAUCUUAUUUGGUGUCAUGCUCGAGUUUAGACACUCAAACCAAAUAUCAAAUCUUCAUUUGAAUUAGGGGUCAUGGUAUGAAUUAAAUUCAUCCCACAGAUACUAAAAGGAUGGGAGGGAAAAAACACCUCAAAAAAUGAUUUCAUUUCUAAAAGCUAGUGCCUAAGUACUCAUGAAUUUGAUUCUAAGAGUAGUAAUAUAAAUUUCCCUGUAGUCUUGUACCCCCAACUUGUAACUGACCUUGGAAUUUUGCUCUACACCAUUCUCUUUUGAUCAAGAAAUGUAAUUUAUUACCUUUGAAAAUCUAUAAAACUAAGAAAGCUACCACCUUAUGGAAGAGUAAAAUUUGGAUAGCUGGUAUGCUCAAAGCAACCAACAAUGAAUAUUCUCUUUUUACCCCUCUCAUUAUUUAAAGGGAUACAGGACUUCAGCAGUCUUCCCCACUUAGUAGAGGUAGCUUCUGAGAAUGGCAAGCCAGAUGGGACUAGAAGAUGCUCACGAGGUGGCUUCUUGUCCUUCUCUCACUUCUAUGGCAUGGUGCUAGUGCAUGUACCCAGUGUAUUGCCCUUCUGUAUAUGUAGUGUGAACUGUUCCAUGAGCUUUAUGGCAGGUGACUAUGACCUUCAUAUCUGGCUUCAAAGAGUUCUGCAGGAACUCAGUAGUACGUAUGUAUCACAUGGUUGAGAGUUCCCUUUCCGGUUAGGGCUGGCCUGUGUAGACUAACUUUCAGAAUGGUAUUUCCAUGAAACAGGAAUGGUAGUUUUAUUCCCUGGUGUCAUGCCGAAGAGGUUCUUACAGAGUACAGUGGGUGGCAUCUCUAAGGGACACUUUACUCACAGCCUGGCUUGAGUAAUGAGAACACUGUAGCACCCUCUGAUACUUCUACUUGAAUCAUAAUAUAUGCUUUUUCAAUCACUAGUACAGAAUAGGCUACAUCUAGACACAGACUGUUAGGCAAUAUUGAUUUUUUGUUUUGCUUAUAUUUGGUUUUAUUUUAGAAUAACUUAUGUUCAAAGUGGGAAUAAGAAAUAGCUAACUAGGGCGCCUGAGUGGCUUAGUUGUUGAGCGUCUGCCUUCGGCCUGGGUCAUGAUCCCAGGUUCCUGAGAUCGA
This is a messenger RNA of Callorhinus ursinus (northern fur seal), 2481 nucleotides long. RefSeq names its product LSM11, U7 small nuclear RNA associated (gene LSM11). NCBI's taxonomy places the organism in Eukaryota, Metazoa, Chordata, Mammalia, Carnivora, Otariidae. The record is from RefSeq and is a predicted model, not a curated record. Gene Ontology annotation, biological process: mRNA 3'-end processing by stem-loop binding and cleavage. Gene Ontology annotation, cellular component: U7 snRNP. Gene Ontology annotation, molecular function: U7 snRNA binding.